Messenger RNA from Mytilus californianus (California mussel), 2421 nucleotides. RefSeq lists its product as uncharacterized. Lineage: Eukaryota; Metazoa; Mollusca; Bivalvia; Mytilida; Mytilidae. The transcript is spliced from 5 exons. The record is from RefSeq and is a predicted model, not a curated record. The coding region runs from base 172 to 2403 and encodes 743 amino acids.
UGAUAUCUGAAGCUGUUGACAUAAUAAAACAUUAUGCACAUGAUACUAGAGUACUUACAUACUGUUAUAUAAAGGAAAACAGGUGACUGAUUUUGGCAAAGAUGAAAAACAGAGUUCUUGACUGAAUACAGUGGAUCAAAGUUGUUCCUCAGAGGCUCUAAUUUUGUAAUCAUGACUUCGAUUUCAAAACUUACAGAAGAAGAAAGAAACUUCACCAAAUUUUUCUUGCUCAACUUUAAAGUAUCACCUGAUAUUGCAAGGAGAUUCUUUGACGGAGUAUUUCCGCCAACACAAUUAGCUCAAAAUAUUAACAGUAGUAUGCAUGUCAUCAUCAAAUUGAAAAAUCAAAAAAGAAUCAAUCAGGCCCAGUUAGAGCUACUUAUGGCUGUUCCAGGAACGAUAUGGCCAAAUUACCUUCCUUCGAUGCCUGUGGGAACAAAAGCUACCUCUUCUAAGGACUUUGAUCUCACACUGAUGAUAUUUCUGCUGCGUAAUAUAGGAGGCGUAUUAACACCCUCAAAUGGUUGGGAUCAACUUCCGCAUCCGAGUGAUAUGUUACCCGGAGCUCACCUAGCUACAAUGAAGUGGUACAGAAAUAAGUUGGCCCAUACAGCAGUAACGUCUAUGGAUAAAAAUGAAUUUACAGACAAAUGGACUCGCGUUGAAAAGGCAUUGACAUCUUUAAAUAAUGGCAAAAGACCACAUGAGGUCAGUGAUAUCUUAAACCUGGAUCUUGAUGGAGAAAUAGCAAAAACAACUGCAGACGCAGAACUAAAGCAUCUUAAAAAGGAAUACAUUGACUGCGAUAAGGAAAAAGAACAGAUAGAAAGUGAUCUCUCCUUUUACAGGGAAGGACAUCUUCCCAAAAACAUAGCAGAAGCGAAUGCAGCGUUAGUUGAUGCAUGGCGGAUAGAAGACGACAGUUUUUACGAGACAAAGGGAUCAGAAUUUGUGUAUGGCAAAGUAAAGGAUUCUGAUUGUAUUUUGGUGACAUCAAAUUCAGGAUUAGGAAAGACCGCAACCAUCCGACACAUCGCAUUAAAGCUUCAUUCAGAAGGAUUUGAAAUUGUUCCCGUAGAGUCCCCAGAGGAUAUAAUCAAAUACAAAACAAAACAAAAACAAGUUUUCCUUAUUGAUGAUGUCCUUGGAAAAUAUGAUUUAAGUCUUACACUGCUGGAAAAAUGGGAAAGAAUAAACGAAAAGCUGAUAUGCUACUUGAAAACAGAAUUGGGUUCAAACAAAAUAUUGUGUACACUGAGAUUACAAGUAGAACGCCACAAAAGAUUCAAAAAUGCAUCGACAAUUUUAAACCAGGUAGUCAUUAAUUUAGAACACGAGACUACUGCACUUUCAAAAGAGGAAAAACGGAAAAUGUUAUUGAAACACCUAAAUCGAAGUAACAUAGAGAAUGAACUUAAAACAGAAGAGAUUGAGAUAAUGUGUGAUUCAAAUUAUGCCUUUCCACUUCUUUGCAAAUUAGUUUCAAAUGACGAGGAAAGAUUCAGAAAAAGAAUCGCAUUCUUUAGGCAACAUUUAUCACUUUUGAAUGAGGAACUUAAUAAGAUUAGUAUUGAAAAUAAGAAGCUAUAUUGCACAUUGGUGCUUUGUAUGUUAUAUAAUGGUACACUAAGCAGAAGUAUGUUUGACAUUGACUCGCAUGAAUGUGAUGAGAAAAUAAACAAAAUAAUGCAAACUUGUGGGCUUCAAAGAAACACGUCGAAGAAAGAACUUGAGGAUAAUGCUCUCUCUGCUACAGGAUCUUAUUUCACUAAGGACAGUUACAAUAUACGGUUUAUUCAUGAUGCUCUUGCAGAGACUGUUGGUUGUCAUUUCUGUACUUUUAAUCCCAAAGUAAUGUUUUCAGAGUGUCAUAUCUUGUUCAUAAGAGAUCGUGUCAGAGUUCGUUCAGAUGAAAAUGAGAUUGAAAAUGAGGAUGAGAAUAUUGUUAUUAUUCAGGAAGAUAAGUUGAUUGAAGAUCAUCUUAGACCAUUAUUUAAUAGAUUGUUUAAUGAAUUAAAAAGUGGGAGAUUUUCCAGUUUAUUGAUGAGCCACCUUUUUAGAAAUAGAAACCUCGUCCGUAUAUUUGGAAUCACUAUUGAUAAUAAUCGGAGCAUGCUUGUAUCAAUACAUACUUUAUUGACAAAGGUUAGCUCCGAGAGAGUACAAAGAGAUCAGUCUAUCUUUGAAAAGACUGUUGAGUUUUUAUCCAGUUAUAGGGACCAGUCAGUUGUAGGGAAAAAGUUAGAAGAAAUAUGUUCAUCAAAUAAAGAAUUCCAAGAUAACAACGAUGCAAUUAGUCGAGUUAUAGAGGCUGCAUGGUCCAGAAGUACACUUAUGUACUGGAUUGUGGCCUUCGGCUGUUAUGAGUUCUUCAAUAUGCAUGGAGCAAGAUUACAACUAUAGAACGUAAAUGGUUUCUAG